UGGAAUUCUAGGCCACGGUAUUUAUCUCGUCUGCCUCUCCCAUUUUUUUCCUUUUCCCUCUCAGAGAAAAUCCAAGAUCACUGCUUCUCGCAAACUCAUGCUCAAGAGUUUGAUGCUGGCCAAAGCUAAGGAGUGCUGGGAACAAGAGCACGAGGAGAAGGAGGCUGAGAAGGCCAGAUACCUGGCGGAAAGGAUUCCUACACUCCAGACCCGAGGCUUGUCACUCAGCGCCCUGCAGGACCUGUGCAGGGAGCUGCAUGCCAAGGUAGAGGUUGUAGAUGAAGAGAGGUAUGACAUUGAGGCCAAGUGCAACCACAACACCCGGGAGGUGAGGACUUCCAGAGAUGGAGGGAAGCCCUAA
Messenger RNA from Gracilinanus agilis (Agile Gracile Mouse Opossum), 361 nucleotides. Its product is annotated as troponin I, slow skeletal muscle-like. Gene Ontology annotation, biological process: muscle contraction. Lineage: Eukaryota; Metazoa; Chordata; Mammalia; Didelphimorphia; Didelphidae. The transcript is spliced from 3 exons. The coding region runs from base 98 to 361 and encodes 87 amino acids. The record is from RefSeq and is a predicted model, not a curated record. Gene Ontology annotation, cellular component: troponin complex.